GGGUUAGUGUACCACCCGACUUAAGGGACCGCGGAUCAAAAGAACAGACUCGCGCUGAAUUUCAUACGUAAAAACAAUUCACAAGGAUGUCUGAACCGUCCUAAAUAACCAAACAAAAAACUAUCUUUAAAGCAAAUAAAAUUCGAAACGUAUUUAAUUCAUGUAGAAACAACCGAAAUCAUGCAAUAAAAGAAGAGAAAACUGUCGCUCGCAACGUUGAAAUAAUAAAAUAUUAAUUAUAAUAAAAACAGUGGAAAAACGUGGUCAAUAUAACUAGAUUAACCAGGUCCUAAGGAUCUGGACUGCAAAGUCCAAUUUCACCUGUAAUGGAGAAAGGUGAACGGUUUUCAGAAUAUCUGUUCGCGAAGAUGGGCCCCGGAGAUAGGGGGCCGAAGACCACAGAAGACCGGUCGGCUCCUGUCGAACGGACUGGCUUUAGGAAGAUCCUGGUCGACAAUGUGAUGCUGGUUGUUACCCUAGCUGGAGUCAUCACUGGUAUUGGUCUUGGUCUGGGACUUCGACCGUACCAUCUGGGCCCUGACGCCUUAAUGAUAAUAUCCUACCCUGGCGAACUGUUCAUGAGACUUCUAAAACUGAUGAUCUUACCUCUGAUCAUAGCAAGUCUUAUUGCUGGAUCAGCAAGUCUAAAUGCAAAGAUGAGUGGCAAAAUUGCCGUCAGGACUUUGUUGUAUUUUAUUUUGACGUCCAUGUUUAACGCUUUUCUUGGACUAGUCUUGGCUAUGUUGAUUCAUCCUGGAGUGCCUGAAAUUAAGCAAUUUGGAUCUUUUGUUGAAGGGAAGAGGGAGCAUAGUAUUUUGGACAGCAUUUUGGAUAUUGGCCGGAACAUAUUUCCGGACAAUAUCGUACAAGCCGCUUUCCAGCAAGCGCACACGGUGUACACAGAAGCACCCGCCAUGUUUGGACGGAAUGUUAGCGAUAAUGACACAGUGCCUUUGGUUCGAACCGUCGCUUAUAGAUCAGGCACCAAUACGCUAGGUUUAGUAUUCUUCUGCCUAGUUUUUGGCAGUCUUCUGGGAACAUUAGGCGCUAAAGGCCAAGUAGUGAUAGAUUUCUUUCAAGCAAUCUUUGAGGUGAUCAUGAAGAUGGUGACGGGCGUCAUGUGGUUCACGCCAGUUGGAGUUAGCAGCGUUAUAGCUGGGAAGAUUCUUGGUGUUAAUGAUGUUGCGUCAGUGAUGUCCCAACUAGCCUGGUUCAUAGCGACGGUGGCUGUUGGGGUAUUCUUCUACCAACUGGUAGUGAUGCAACUGAUCUAUUUCUUGUUCUUACGACGGAACCCCUACAAGUUCUAUUGGGGGCUGUCACAUGCCAUGCUCACGGCUUCGGCUACUGCUUCUACUGCAGCAGCUCUCCCAGUGACCUUCAGAGCUAUGGAAGGUCCCUUGCAGGUGGACCCUCGGAUCACUCGCUUCGUGCUACCCAUUGGCUGCAAUAUCAAUAUGGACGGCACGGCGCUCUUCCUUUCAGUCGCCAGUGUCUUCGUCUGUCAGAUGAAUAACAUACAUCUUGGGUUCGCUCAGCUGGCUACUAUAUUCCUGACUUCAACUGCAGCGUCAGUGUCUUCUGCGUCAGUUCCGUCGGCCGCGAUGGUGCUGCUCCUGGUGGUGCUGGCCGCCGUGGAUGCUCCCACGCACGAUGUGUCCUUGUUAUUCGCCGUGGACUGGCUUGUUGACCGUAUAAGGACUACUAACAACAUGCUCGGAGACUGCUACGCGGCCGCAGUAGUGGAACACAUGUCCAAGAACGAGCUGAUGGCCUGCGACGCUUUAAAUGCGGACCCCAUAAACGGGUUGACCCCAAACACGGACGUGGACAUCGGCAUAGUGACCCCUAGUAAAAAGUCUAUCGGUUCCGAUGAAGUUAUUAUAGACAUGCAUUUAAAUAAUCAUACUGAUGCCAUUAAGCGGAUUUAGUGACUAUAAUUAAUCAUUUUCGUAUAAUAAAUGUACCAUUUUAGACCUUAGUCCAUUUUUCUAAGAGUGGGUUUGGCCUAUGCCUGAUAGUGGGUGACUUCGGGUGAUUGUAAAGUCAAUUGGGCUUGAUUGUGUAUUGUCACCUAGAAUUUACACAGAGUGUGCUAUAUUACAUUUUUGACUAAGAUUUUGUUUUGAAGAAAACAAUUUCUUAUUUUGUAUUAUAACUUCCGUGAGACAUA
This is a messenger RNA of Spodoptera litura, 2173 nucleotides long. It is a transcript of the gene Eaat2, whose product is annotated as Excitatory amino acid transporter 2. Gene Ontology annotation, biological process: L-glutamate transmembrane transport. Gene Ontology annotation, cellular component: plasma membrane. The record is from RefSeq and is a predicted model, not a curated record. Gene Ontology annotation, molecular function: glutamate:sodium symporter activity; neutral L-amino acid transmembrane transporter activity; L-glutamate transmembrane transporter activity. NCBI's taxonomy places the organism in Eukaryota, Metazoa, Arthropoda, Insecta, Lepidoptera, Noctuidae.